Molecule: messenger RNA, 4886 nt
Organism: Centropristis striata (black sea bass)
Lineage: Eukaryota; Metazoa; Chordata; Actinopteri; Perciformes; Serranidae
Gene: carmil3
Product: capping protein regulator and myosin 1 linker 3
Exons: 40
Coding region: 33-4295 (1420 amino acids)
Biological process (GO): cell migration; regulation of Arp2/3 complex-mediated actin nucleation
Cellular component (GO): lamellipodium; plasma membrane
Source: RefSeq, a predicted model, not a curated record
AGAAGGGGCUGGACCGGCGGGAGGAGCGCACCAUGGCCUCAAAGGAAACCACAGCGGCGGGCUUCACCAACGUCAGCAGAGAAAUCACAGAGAGCAUCAGGAAGGUGCUGGACAAGCAGGCCAUUAAGUUUGUGCGAGCCAUCAAGCAGGACACCAGGAGCGGCAAAACAGAGGACAGGAUUCUGGUCCUGGCAACAUGGAGACUGUAUCUCUUUGCUGUCAAAGUGCCCACCAAGAUGGAAGUCACCUUCAACUUCUUGGAGAUCCGAGCAAUGAACACGUAUCCAGAACACCAGGUUGUAAUCGAUACAGACAAGACCACCUACUCGCUGCGGCUGCAGACCCAGGACCAGCUGGAUCACAUGGUCAGCCACAUCAACUACGCCCUCUCCCGAGUCUUCAACAACUCCAUUUAUGCUCCUCCGAUCUGUCGAGCAGAGGGAGACCUGACCGAAGGAAGUCACAAGUUUUCACCAAACUCUGAAUCACCAUUAGAGCCCCAGAAAACAUGCGGAGGUUUUUCUGAAACCUAUGCAGCUCUUUGUGACUACAAUGGAAUUGGCUGCAAAGAAGAAGUGCAGUGGGAUGUCGACACCAUCUACCACUCUCAGGACAACAGGGAGUUCAAUUUACUGGAUUUCAGCCAUCUCGACAGCAGGGACUUGGCGGUGAUCGUGGCAUCCAUUGCGUACAACACCUGGUUCACCAAGCUGCACUGCAAAGACAUGAGAAUAGGGUCGGAGGUGGUGGACCAGGUCCUGCACACCGUCAGCAAGUCCAACAGUCUGGAGGAGCUCACUCUGGAGAAUGCAGGACUGAAAUCGGACUUCCCGCAGAAGAUGGCGUCGGCGCUGUCGGAGAACCCGGCCUCUGUCAUCCACUCUCUCAACCUGGCUCAUAACACGCUAGACAACCAAGGAGUCUCCAACCUGAUUCAACAAGUGUGUCGUCUCAACAAAGGACUGCGCCUCCUCAAUCUCUCCAAGACCUCCCUUUCCUCCAAAGGUGUGGUGACUCUGUCCCAGGCGUUGUGUUCCAGUGAUGAUUACUCCAAUUCUCUGCUGCAUCUGGACCUCAGCAAAAACCCCGGGGUUCUGUCUGGAGAGGACGCCACGAACCUGUACCUGUUCCUGGCCCAGCCCAACUGCCUGGUCCACUUGGACCUGUCUGGGACAGACUGCACCGUGGACUCGUUGUUUGGGGCCUUGCUGCGAGGCUGCUGCGCUGACCUCUCCUACCUGAACCUCUCCAAGAACUCCUUCUCUCACAGGAAAGCGAGAGACUCUCUGCCAACUUUCCGCCAGUUCUUCAGCUCCGCGUUCAGCCUGACCCACGUCAGCCUGGCCUCUGUGAAAGUUCCUCCUGAUUCACUGAGGGCUCUGUUCCUGGGUCUGUCCAAUAACCCUCAUAUCAGCGAUUUGCACCUGGACAUCAGCAGCUGUGAGUUGAGGUCAGCGGGUGCCGGGGUGAUUCAGGAGCUGUUUCCUCGAGUUUCCUGCGUGGGGACGUUGGACAUCUCUGAUAAUGGUCUGGAUGCCGACUUGCUGGCUGUCAUCCCAGCGUUCUCCAGGCACCCUUCCCUCAAACACCUGAUGCUGGGGAAGAACUUCAACAUCAAGGGCAGGGUGCUGGAUGAAAUUCUGCAGAAACUGGUUCAUUUGGUGCAAGAGGAAGAGUGUGCCCUGCAGUCCCUCUCGCUGGCUGACUCGAGGCUCCGCCAGCGGGGCACGGUGCUGGUCAACGCCCUGGGCUCCAACGCUUGCCUCCGGAAGGUCGACCUAAGUGGAAACCUGCUGGAAGACUCCGGGGCCAAGAUGCUCAGCAAAGCACUGCAGAUCAACACAACACUCAGGAGCGUGACGUGGGAUCGCAACAACACCACAGCGACAGGCUUCCAAGAUGUGGCGAGGGCGCUGGAGCACAACUUCACCCUCCAGUACAUGCCCCUCCCCCUCAGUGAUGUCACCCAGGCGUACCGCAGCGCCCCGGAGAGGACCGACCAAGCCCUGACCAAGAUCCAGCGUGCACUGCUCAGGAACAACCAGACUCAGCGUUUCUCUCAGAAACAGGCUCUCCGGCUGCACCAGGGCCUCGUCACCAGCACUGCCGAACAGGUGAUGGAGCGUCUGUGUGUGCGUGUGCAGCAGCAGGUGUGUGUCCUGAAAGGCUGUGAGGAAGGAGAAGAGGUCCAGACGGCCAGACAGAUCCUCAAAGAAGCCAGAGACUCCAGAGCUCUGUAUCCGUCUCUGUGUGAACUGGCCCAUGUGUUGUCAGUGGACGGCCCGGUCAAACAGCGUCUGGACACUCUGGCCGGAGAGCUGGCGAAGGCUGCCGACAAAGAGCUGCAGGUGGUGGUGGACUCCAUGGUGUCUCUGUGCCGUGAGCUGUGUCCCAUGUCCUGCUCCGCUGCCGAGAGACUCAGCCCGCCUCUCUCCUCCAUCUCCGAGCAGGUUUCCAUCCCUCGCUCCGCCAUCCGCAACGCCCUGAUGGAGCGAGCGGCGGAGGACAUCAACAGAGCCCUGGAGGAGGUGAAGUUAUCCGUGGUGUCCUAUCUGACCAACUCCAUAGUUGAUCAGAUUCUACAGGAGCUGUACACCACCCAUAAAACCCUGGUACUGCUGCGGCAGGUGUCUCAGGUGAAGCGUUGGGACGACGUCGGGACGGGCAGACGCACCAUGAGACAGUCCAGACUGGUGGAGUCUCUGGAGUACGCUGAUGAGGACUUUGGAGUCAACUUGGGAAUCGACACAAUGGCGAUAAAGAAGCGAAGCUCCAGAACUAGAAGAAUCCGUCCCGUCUCCACCAGACUCAGUCUGGGAGAUGAGCCCAGCCCCUCCCCUACCCCCUCUGCUCCACCACACUCUGCCCCUCUUACCCACUCGGCAUCAUGGGAAUGUCUGUCCACGCUCCCCACCAACGGCUCGCCACUGCGUCACGUGACCCACGUCAGGCCCCGCCCACCACGGAGACACCGAGCAGGGCACCCUGCCCCCGAAUCUCACUGCUCAGAGAACGGAGGAGUCAAUAUGCUGGAGGACGGACUGCCGGAUUUCUACAGCAAGAGAGUUCUACCUGACAGUCAGCUGUCGUCCCUCCAUCAGGGCCAGUCGCUGAGGAGAAAGAAGAGACGGAGCGUCUUGUCCAUUUUCUCCGGCUUCCGCAAAAACCGCAACUCCACCAUCUCUAAUCAGGACUCAGACAGCGCCUCAGAGAACGUCUACUCCAUGAUUCAGCACCCGAAGGAACCCGGGAGGCCUGAGAGCGCCGUUCCUGGAGCCAACGGGACCAUGCCGUCCCCCCGGCCCAUGCCCGGUGCUCCUGUUCAUGGACUGAGGGCGGCCAGCCCCUCCUGCCUCACCCAGAGACAGUCCACAGACCUGGUCAGCAUGGUGUACAGCUGCAUCGGAGCAGAGAUCGAGGACUCGGACGGGAGCAGCACCUGUGACGUGAAAGAGACGGACACGGACACGGACAGGUCGACCACCGUCUCAGACGUCCCUGCAGAGACUCGGACCAACGGCCACGUGGCGUCCUCCAAGCAGCAGCAGACGGAGCCGGGCCGCCAGGAGAGGAUCCUGCCCCUGACCGACUCACGGAGCGACGGCGAGGAGGACAGGCAGAGCGGCGGCGGCGGCGGCGGCGUGGCCCCGUGUGGGACCAGGCCAGAGCCGCCCCCGCAGACCACCAAGCCCAGUCUGAGCGCCAUGAAGCAGAGACACCUGCAGGAGAGUUUAGAAGAGGCAGGAAGGCUUCAAGGAGAAGAAGACCAGAGUGAAAGAAAGCAUGAGGAGAAGCAGAGAGCUCGAGGUCCAGAGGGACAGCGUCCUCUUCUACCCAACAAGCCCACUCUGGACCUCCCGAGAGACAAGACAACCUCUCCAGAGAAGAGCCUGACCUCUCCCAAAGCCUCCCCCAUCAGCCCGGGGGACGAGCCGACCAAUGAGCAGAGGAGCUUGGCUCCAGCUCAGCCAAUCAUCCAGGAGGAGGAGAGCGCCGAGACGGAGAGCCCGCCAGCGUCUGCCACGCCGGGGACACAAGCAGCUGAUCCUGUCAGUCAAGAUGAGGAAGAAGGUCGCAAUGGAUUUCCAGCAGCGUCACAGCGUCACACCAGGAAGUCCAACUCGUUUGACAUAGGCAUGGAACGGGACAGCCCCUACGAUCUGGAGAGGUCCUCAGAUCGCAGAUUCCCUGUGAAAAAGCCCUGUUUCCCCCAGUACAGAAACAGAUCUCUGGACGUCCCUGCUGGGACCAGGUGUUAUGACAGUCCCCAGCUGGGCAACAGGGACGCUUUAUGACGUUUCCAGUGGACCAGGAGCAGUUUGCUGGGACGGCAGAGCUGGAACGCAGAGGACUGAGAGAGACGAGCUUUUAAAACUCUGUGGACUUGUUUUCCUUUUAAUCCAUGUAGACAUUCGUUGCUGAGCAUGCAUGUACUGGUAUGCUUUCUGUUUUAACUGGUUGCACUUGCUAUGGUUUUUUCUCAGGCAUAAGGGAAGCUACAUAAAGCACACAGUAGUUCAAUGUCUCCUCCAGUAAGCUCUUCAUCAACUGUUUUAUGCAUUUGUGCAAAAAAUAAUUUAAUAUUGAAAACACUUGUCUUUUCAUGCCCCGCCCCCCUUGUCUUUUACUGACAAUCUGUGACGACUAAAAGUGAGUUUGUACUGUAUUUAUUCUAACGGAGAUGUAAAUACGGAAUAUAAAAACUGCACUAACCAUCGUGGUAACUACCAGUUAACAAUCAUGUUUUUAUUUGUGAUAAUAUAUCAUUUGAUAACUGUGUUUGUAAGUAUGCUUUUGGUGUAUGCUGAUGUUGAUGAUUGAGAAACGUGUUAUCAUGCACUUAGCACUCCCAUCUCUUCAAGAGUAUUUAAGCCAGUCGGUGGAUC